Molecule: messenger RNA, 618 nt
Organism: Vicia villosa (hairy vetch)
Lineage: Eukaryota; Viridiplantae; Streptophyta; Magnoliopsida; Fabales; Fabaceae
Exons: 1
Coding region: 1-618 (205 amino acids)
Molecular function (GO): nucleic acid binding; RNA-DNA hybrid ribonuclease activity
Source: RefSeq, a predicted model, not a curated record
AUGGCGGGGAACAGUUCUACUGCUACCUCUUUUGUUAAUAUGGAAGAUUUUGUUAUUAUCAAGAGGUUUAAUGUUAAUAUUCGUCCGCCUAGAGCGCCAAACAUUUUGGAGGUUAUUUGGAAACCCCCUCCUAAAGAGUGGAUUAAAAUUAACUGUGACGGCGCUGCUAUUUCUUCGGGUCUUGCUGGUUGUGGAGGUAUAGUUAGAAACAGUGAUGGUAUUUUUUUGGGAGCCUUCGCUUCUGGUUUGGGUGAAGCCAACUCUCUCACGGCCGAACUCUAUGGUGCUAUUCUUGCAAUUGAGUUCGCCUUUGCGAGAAAUUGGAAUAACAUUUGGUUGGAGACGGACUCGACAGCAGUUGUCAAGGCUUUCAACUCUCCGCUCAAAGUUCCUUGGCAUAUUAGGAAUAGAUGGUUGAAUUGUAUAGAUAUAAUUACUAAAUGGAAUUUUAUGGUUUCGCAUAUUUUUAGGGAAGGCAACAGUUGUGCAGAUGCCCUCGCUACUCAUGGGCUAUCUUUACCUGACUAUGCUCUUUUUUCCUCUAUUCCUCCUUUCUUAAGGGCUGAUUUUGUUAAGAACCGGUUAGGUAUGCCGUUCUUUAGAUUUGUAUCUUCUUGA